Messenger RNA from Pieris napi, 2430 nucleotides. Its product is annotated as phosphoribosyl pyrophosphate synthase-associated protein 2. Gene Ontology annotation, molecular function: ribose phosphate diphosphokinase activity; magnesium ion binding. The record is from RefSeq and is a predicted model, not a curated record. Bases 276 to 1397 code for a protein of 373 amino acids. Gene Ontology annotation, biological process: purine nucleotide biosynthetic process; 5-phosphoribose 1-diphosphate biosynthetic process. The transcript is spliced from 7 exons. Gene Ontology annotation, cellular component: cytoplasm; ribose phosphate diphosphokinase complex. Lineage: Eukaryota; Metazoa; Arthropoda; Insecta; Lepidoptera; Pieridae.
UUGUCAACCCAUUUCAGGAUUGAGAAUUCAUAUUUCAUAAAGAAUUGUGUUAUUUUGCGGAAUGUGCAAUUGACAAUAUUGUUUAACAGUUUUCAAUUUUCCCUGAGGAUAUUGCGAUUGUAAAACAAAAAGAGUAGUUUUGUAUUUUCAGUUUCAGAUUUUAUAUUUCAUCCAAUAAGAUUACCUGCAAGCACCAAACAAACUUUAUAUUUAAUUCUUGUGCGAAAUUCUAAUUGGUUUGCUGUUCAUUUUCAAAGGACCGUCAUCAGGUUAUUAUGUUACUCAACAAAACCAGGUUGGGAUUUACGAGUCGACCUCCGUCGUGCAAUAUGGACACUCAUUCAACGUCUGACAUCGUUAUUUUAAGCGGAAAUUCACACCCGGAACUGGCUGAACAGAUUGCUUAUCGUCUCGGCGUACGUAAGGGAGGAUGCUCAGUGUUCCACAAGACAAACAGGGAAACAAUUGUAGAAAUUGCUGAUUCUAUUCGUGGGAAAAAUAUAUAUAUUGUUCAAACUGGUACAAAGGAUGUGAAUAACAACAUUAUGGAACUAUUGAUAAUGGCUUACGCAUGUAAGACUUCAUCGGCUCGUUCCAUUGUAGGGGUCAUUCCAUAUCUUCCAUACAGCAAGCAAUGUAAAAUGAGGAAACGUGGUUGCAUUGUCACAAAACUAUUAGCUAAGAUGAUGUGUAAAUCUGGUUUAACACAUAUUAUUACUAUGGACUUACACCAAAAGGAAAUUCAGGGUUUCUUUGAUUGCCCAGUUGACAAUUUACGUGCAUCACCAUUUUUGCUACAGUAUAUUCAGGAAAGUAUUCCAGAUUAUCGUAACUCAGUUAUUGUGGCACGAAACCCUGGUUCGGCAAAGAAGGCAACUUCAUACUCUGAAAGAUUGCGACUUGCCAUUGCUGUCAUACAUGGAGAGCAGAAGGAGGCGGACAGUGAUGAAGUAGAUGGAAGAUAUUCACCACCAUGCUUGCCAAGAUCUCGUACCAUGGAUGUAGGAGUAGGAGUACCUGUACAUCCAGCUAAAGAGAAGCCACCAAUCAAUGUCGUAGGGGAUGUCGGGGGCAGGAUUGCCAUCAUGGUUGAUGACAUGAUAGAUGACGUGCAAUCAUUUGUCGCAGCCGCAGAGGUCCUAAAAGAAUGCGGUGCUUACAAAAUAUAUGUCUUGGCAACCCACGGCUUGCUUUCAUCUGAUGCACCUCGCUUAAUCGAAGAUUCCCCCAUAGAUGAAGUGGUUGUUACCAAUACAGUUCCACAUGAGUUACAGAAGAUGCAAUGUAAGAAAAUUAAAACUAUAGACAUAUCUGUUCUGCUUAGUGAGGCAAUAAGGCGCAUUCACAACAAAGAAUCUAUGUCAUAUCUAUUCAAAAAUGUUACUUUAGAAGAUUAAGUAUAUAACAAUAUGCUGAGGAAAAAUUUUAAUGGAAUAUUUCACGUCAAAUGUUUAUUCACACAAAUCGGAUCAAAAUAAUAGAUUUUUCAUAGGUUGUUACAGGGAGUAGUUUUUUUAUUUUUCUUUACAGUCCAUUAAAAUGUUACUGGGAGUAGUAGUUUGUUUUUUCUUCACAGUCCAUUAAAAGUAUCAACAUCUACUAAAGACCAUUAAACAUAUGUUUUAUAACAAACAGGAGAAAACAUCCUGUUUAUUAUAAAAUGCUUAAGACAAAAGCCUUGGUGUAUGUUUAUUAAAAAUAUUAUCUUUAUAUUAACUCAGGGGUGUUUUUGGAAACAUCGGAUGGAUUUUGUCUCGAGCUGCUGGUUCUUAUCAAAAAUUUAUCAGUCUUUUACGUAACAUAAAUUUGACAUCAUAGCAAUAAUUGUUGAUUAAAUUUUUAGUUCCACCCUACAAAAACAUUUACUUUAGUUACCAUCAGCCAUAUAUACAGCAUUCUAAUGUGUGGAAGAUGGAUUUAGGAAUUAGUCAUCACAUUUUGAAUCUUAACUGGGUGUUUUAAUGUCUUUAAAAGAGCAACGGAUGUGGGAAAUGUAUUAUAGUGCAGUAUAUAAGUAUAUUUUUAUAGUAUUUGAUAGAUUAAGAUACCAUUUAAUUCACGUUUGCUAUGUUCUAUGAUUAAUUAUUAAUUCAAAAUAUUAUAAUUGUUACAAAUUAGUGUAUUGGGUAAUAAAAUGUUAUGUUAGCGUCAUUAUGUUGUAAUUAAGUCCAUAUUUUUCUGUGCAUGUAAAUUCAUGUAAAAUUAUAGAUUACUCACAAGAAAUUAUAUUACGGUGACUUGAGUAAGUCUAAUGAAUCUUAAAAUUGUUAUUUAACAAUUAUUCCAAAGCUUUUAUUAUUGCAUAGGUACCUUAUAUUCAUAAUUAAAGUGAUAGUUAGUUUAAAUAUAAGUGAAUUGAUUAGUUAGUGCCACAAAAUGUAUAUUGUUUUAUUAUUGUAUUCUUUUUCAAUAAAUGUUUUCGUGGCUAAA